This is a messenger RNA of Didymodactylos carnosus, 921 nucleotides long. The record is from the annotation of a GenBank genome assembly. Lineage: Eukaryota; Metazoa; Rotifera; Eurotatoria; Philodinida; Philodinidae.
AUGGCAAAGUCACUUAUGCGCGAAUUAAGAAAGCUAUUGAAAAUUACGAUUAUAGUCUUUCGUGAGAGUAUUUUAUUUUUUUCCGAUCUUAUUUUACGACAAUUUCUCUCAUCAAAUGGAUUUUGGAAUAAAGUUGUAUUAACAGAUUCAAACAUUUUACUUUUUGUCUAUACAACAAUAUUGUUGAUUAUAUCAUUUACUUCACUUUAUUGUUCCGAUGCUUUUUUUGAUAAUGCAAUGUUAGCCUCAUUUUCUGGAUCAAAAUUAGAUGAACAACUUGUAUAUAUCACAUUAUCAACAUUUUCAGCAGUGAUUUCUGUUAUUUCCUUUUUUAAAUUAAAGUUACCAAAAUGGAAUAUGUCAAUUUAUAAUCGAUUACAAAAAAUUUUACAUAUAUCAAUUAGUUUAUUACCACUUAUAUUACCAUUUUGGAAUGCUUCGAAUGCCUAUAAUUCAACAUUAACUAAAGAUCGUCGAAAUUCAAUUUCAUUACAAGUCAAUAUUCUAAUGUUUAUAUUUCUUACGAUAGGCAUCUUAUGUCUUAUGAUAUUGAUUUAUUUUUUCAGUCGAUUUCGUAUUCCACGUCGAAUUUGUUUGAUUCUAAUUUAUUUAUUCAUUUUCAGUUUAUUAUACUUUAUCUAUAGUUAUUCACAAUCAUGGAAAAUUAAUUUACGAAGAAUUAAUACUGGUAGUUUGCACUAUCUUGAUCGAAAUAGAAUGAAUCCACAUUGUCAAAUAUCCGAUCAUUUGCAUUUUGAUGACUUUAUGCCAACAGGUUUGAAUUUUAUUUUAAUAGAUGUCUUUAUAUCGUAUUGUAGUUUAGUAUCUCUGAUUUCGGCUAACAAAGAAAAUCAAUUUAAACAAUUUUAUAUGGAAAAAUCCACUUUUUUCUCUUAUAUAAUGAUUCACAAAGUUGGAUGA